This is a messenger RNA of Sarcophilus harrisii (Tasmanian devil), 3491 nucleotides long. Its product is annotated as lateral signaling target protein 2 homolog. Bases 57 to 1763 code for a protein of 568 amino acids. Gene Ontology annotation, cellular component: early endosome membrane. Gene Ontology annotation, molecular function: metal ion binding. The record is from RefSeq and is a predicted model, not a curated record. NCBI's taxonomy places the organism in Eukaryota, Metazoa, Chordata, Mammalia, Dasyuromorphia, Dasyuridae. The transcript has 13 exons. Gene Ontology annotation, biological process: negative regulation of epidermal growth factor-activated receptor activity.
CCAAGGUGAGGAGGCCUAGGUGAGCUUGAGCAGCUGUCCCUUUUCUCGAUCCUGCCAUGCUGCCUGCCGCUCUGAGGAAGUGGUUGAAUCGGCCUAAGAGGUCAGAUCCGCGGCUGCUGGCUCAAUUUUUCUUUGCUGAUGAACGGGUGACACAAGUGGUAACCGAAAUCAUCUGCCUUGAUGUACAGGAAGACCCUCAGCACUAUCUGGUGCUGCUGAAUCAACUUCAUGCCAGCCAGGAGCAGCUACUGGCAGUGAUGGAGCAGAUAAUAGAGGAGACUCUGUCUGGUGAUCGAAGGCCCCGGGACUAUGUGGCCAAGUUCCCAGAGGAGCUGCUGGGAGUGAACCUAGGGUCCCAUGUGCUCUUUGCUGCUGAGUGCCUGGUGGCUGGCUCCUUUGUGGAAACGGAUGAGCAUGCCCAGCAGCUGCUCCAGCCUUUAGCCCGAGACCUGCUGCUGAGCCUGGAGCAGGCUCGGGCUCUCCUGCGGGAGCAGAGUCUCAGUCGCCCUGGGCCCUGUUCUCAGUCUCUGCGUUCUGCUCUGCGGCGUUUUGACGACCUCUUUGCCGACUUUGAGUUCAACUAUGUGGCAAUGGUAGCACCUGUGAAAUCCCCGGAGGAGCUUGAACAGCAGCAGGAAGUGGCUGUUCUUUUCUGUGAGACAGUAGCCAGGGCCCUGGAACUUGGCUACCUAACCCAGGAGAUGAUUGACAGCUAUGACCCUAGUCUCAUGUUGACCAUACCUCGCCUGGCUAUUAUCAGUGGCCUUCUCAUUCACCCUGAGGGCCCUCUGAGCCUGAACCCACCUGAUGCUACAGCUUAUGUCUUCAGUCCCUUUCAAAGUCUUUUGCAGAAGAUCCAGGCCUUAUUGGUAGUAUUAUCAGCUGAUGAGCUCUUCACACUUGAACGGAGCCUGUGUAUGGCAGAUACCCCCUGGGAGGCAAUGGACAAUCCCAGACAAGAGAGCUCAGUAGCUAACACUUCUUGUCAGCCUCGGGUCAGGACCCUACAACCUGCCUCACAUGUGCCCUUCAAGCAGAAUCCAACCCCUGCUUGUCCAGAUCAGGGGUUAAAAGCAUCAAGUGAGAGUUUGGGAACCAAGCCAGGUACCUCCUUCCUGUGGACUGACUCUGGAGAUGCUGCCUGCCCCUUGCUGUUACAAGUACCCACUAAAGCCGAAUCCCCAGGCACCGUCCAACAUUCAAGAGAGCCAGGGAGACGAGAGCCCAGAAGAUAUGGUGUCUGCCAAGAUGUUGGGCAAGACCAGCUGGCGACUGCCAGGUCCUUGCAGGCAGAGAUGGGCUGGGCACUCCGGACCAGCUACUCGAGCCCUCAGAACAUGCUCCACUCUCUCUUUGUCUGUAUCUCAGGUGUAGCUGACCAGUUGCAGACCAACUUUGCCAGCGAACUCCGAGCCAUCCUGCAUAUGGUGUUCCAGGUGGUGGUAUCUAAGCCUGGGCCAGAGGAAGAAACAGAGGAAGGAGGAUGUGGGUUGGCUACCACUCUGGCAGAUUGCACCCUGUGUGGUGAAUAUGGCCAAGAAGAGCCUCCUGCCUGGGUCCCAGACCAUGCCUGUUUUCAUUGCACUGCAUGCCAGACUCCCUUUAGCCUCACUCGCCGAAGGCACCACUGCCGGAACUGUGGGAAGAUCUUCUGCUCACGAUGUUCCUCCAAAUCCGUGCCUCUGCCUUGGUUUGGCUACAUGAAGCCCGUGCGGGUGUGUCUCCACUGCUACGCUGCCCACGUCAUCCCAGGCUGCUCCUGACAUCUCUGCUCCAGUCGCCGGCCUUUGGGGCCAGCGGACAGAACUGCUUCUGCCUGUUUCCAGGCUCUGUGCUGGGGAUCAGGGAGGCCUAGAGGUUCCUGGGAUGGUCAUCUAGGGGGCUGGAUCUGCCCCGGGAAGGAGAACCUUUGGGAGAGAACUCCCCUGCCCUCCCUAGGGUGAGGGGGGGGCUCUUGGGGCCUUGGAUUAUGGGUCUGGGGCACUCUUUUCUCCCCAGUUUUGAAAAUUCUCAGGCAUACUGCUCUCACUGCUCCUGUACAAGCUUUGUGUGCACACUAUGAGUGAUCAAGAUCACUUCUCUCUCCUUUCGUUCCUUUCUAUUGGGUCUUAGAAUAGAUUUGAACCUACCUUUUAGCCCUUCUCAUCUCUGUCCCUGCCUUUUAGAGGCCUGGAGUCUGGGCCAGAGGGGGCACCCUGGUGAGUAUGUUUAGGUGUUUAUGUACCUAUGUCUGUGUGAGUGGUAAGGAGGGGAGCAGAGAAGUUAGGGGCCUCUUCUCACUUUAUGAAAACUUUCUUAUUGUAGCCAGUCUGGGCUUGUAAAUACCUGAUUUAUCCCAUCUGUGCCUGCCUUCCUAGUGGGAGUAAGGGCCAAGGGAGUUAUGGUUCCUAUUGCUCACAGGUGUAUUUUUGUUUAAUUAAAGACAGAGAUUCUUCAAAGUGGUCUUCGCAUCUCUCUUGUGGCCAGGUAGGCAGUGGGGGAUAGACAGAUGAAAGGAAGCAAAAAUGAAAUUUGUUCACAGCCUUUUACUAAAAGGGAGUGUGUGUGUGUGUGUUGGGGGGGGAUAGAAUAUUGAGGACCUGAGGAAUAAAAACAGACAGGCAUAAUCCCUGAUUUUUAUUCUGUACCUGAUAAUGAGGGGACCAGGGGACCCAGGUGGGGAAGCAGAUAGACAAUUCUUGGAGUCAGAAAGACUCAUCUUCCUGAUUUCAAAUCUGGCCUCAGAUACUUACAAGCUGUGUAACCCUGGGCAAGCCAGUUUAUCUGUUCUGGAGCUCAGUUUCUUUAGCUGUAAAAUGAGAGGGUUGGAUCUAAUAGCCUCCAAGGUCGUCUAGCUUGAAAUUUUUGAUCCUUGAUUCUUCUUUUAAUUUAACAUGACCUUAAAAAAAAACAACCCAAAACAACAAGCUUUCUUGGUGCCAUAUGUUCUUACAGCAUAGUUAUUUCCAGAUACUCUGUUCCCUGCUCCUCCCCACCCCUACCCAGAGCUUCCUUUGUAACAAAGAAAAACACUUAAAAGCAACAGAUCUUGCAACCCAGUCUUACAUCUUGGGCAACACUCCAGAGCCCCAACUUCUUCACCUUUCCAAUAAAAGGAAGGAGGAACAUUUCCUCAUCUUUUCUCUAGGGGUAAAAUUAGUCAUAAUAAUUACACAACAUUGGACUCUCCUUGAUUCUUUUAUUAUAGUCUCAAUGUCUAUUAUUUUUCUAGUUCUGCUUGCUUCUCUGCUUUAGUUCAUGCAAAUUUCCCCCCAGGUUUCUCUGGUUUAGUCACAUUUGUCAUCUGUGGUGAUGCAAUAAGAUUCCAUUCACUUCACAAGCCACAAUUUGCUCAGCUAUUCCUCUGAUUGGUGGACAACCAUUUUCUGAUCCUUGAUUUUUUUUUUAAGUGUUUUAAGGUUCCUUUUGUUGUUUGAGUUAGUCAUUUCUAGAUCUCUCAUUCCUCCACCCUCGAGGCCUUCUUUCACAACAAAUAAAAACAGCUAAGCAAA